Aureobasidium musti is the source of this 1005-nucleotide messenger RNA. The record is from the annotation of a GenBank genome assembly. Lineage: Eukaryota; Fungi; Ascomycota; Dothideomycetes; Dothideales; Saccotheciaceae.
UUUCCCCUCCGAGUCAACAUGACCAAAAUGGCUUCACUCCUUCGCAACCUCUCGUAUCGCUUCACGCCUACACCCUCGUCCGAGUUCAGAAAGGCAAAGAACGCAGACUCUCUGUUUACAAAGACGGAUCCCGCUGUCGACGGCGACGAUUGUCUGCACGAUUGCGAAUCAUGUUCGGUCAAAUACCCCCGCAAGUUCGAGAUUGAUGAAGACGACAAGCUCUAUGGACACAUCAAUGGCUGGAACACUCAUCUGAUUGUCGCCACUGGAAAGAAUGACUGGGUACGCGAUGUCGCCGACGAGAAGGGCAGCGUCAUGGAGGCUGUAGCAAGAACAGAAGAGCCCACCAAUGGCAAGAUGAUGCUCUCGGCUUCCAACAUGCCUAUUCCUCACACUUCGCAUUCAGACCCUGAUGGCCAGGUCCGCACAACCGUCUUGCUUCUUCCCGCCUUCAAAUUCAUCGACAAUGUUACUCCCGCCGCUGUGCCAGACCUCAUUCAACGUUGCGUCAGUACCGCUCCAACCAACACCACCCCCCUGGCCGAUCCUGCUUCGGAAAACGCUCUUACCACGACACCUCCGCCAUCAGGCUUGGACAUGAGAGACUGCCCUCACAACUACCUGAUCCUGUUGUGUUCUCACGCAACCAGAGAUGCUAGAUGCGGUCAAUCCGCUCCACUACUCAAANAGGAGUUUGAAAGACACCUGCGACCUCUGGGCCUGGCCCGUGACUUUGACGACGAACGUCCAGGAGGUGUUGGAAUCUACUUCAUCAAUCACGUUGGCGGCCACAAAUACUCGGCAAAUGUCCUGAUUUACAGAAGACGCCUGACCCCCGACGGCAAGCCCCUGAACGAGGCCGCACAGUGCAUAUGGCUGGCCAGAAUCAAGCCCCAGGACUGCGAGAACCUCGUUCGUUAUACCAUCCUCCAAGGCAAAGUGGUCAAACCUGGACAACAGCUUCGAGGAGGUUUCGACCGUUCGACUCAAUUGACCAGCUGGUAG